CGGGUUCCGUGGUGCUACUGAACCGUCUUCCGUCUGUCCCUCUCUCCUUCGCUCCUUCCAUCGUCCCAUAAACCCUAGAAUUCCAGUAUGUGUUAGGGGUUAAUGAUUGAUCCAAGAUUCUCCUAGUGAUGAUGAAGCACGACUCCAAUCCAACUACCGCCAACAACCACCCUACAUUAGCCACCGUCUGCGGCCACUGCGGCGUCGAAGAGCGGAAGCUUCUCCACCACGUCUGUAUCCGAAGUAACUUCCGACGCCUCUGCACCACUUGCGUCCUCCGCCUUCACGCUCCAUUCUUCUGUCCCGCUUGUCUUGGCGUCUACGACCGUUCGCCGCCCGAUGACGCCGUCGUUUGCUACAAAUGCUACUCUUCCUCUCACCCUAACUGCAUCUCCUCUACAGCUGCGGCCUCAAUCCAAUCUUCGCGUGGUCCGUCGCCUUGCUCGUCUUGCUUAAACCCUAACGCUCUUGUUUUAAAUCUUAAUAGAGUAGAAAACGGGAGUAGGAGUGGUGGUAGGGCGAUUGAUAAAAAUGCGGCGAGGUUGCUACUUGCUGCAGGGAAGAUAGCGGCGAUGUCGAUGAGUAAGGCUGAGGUAGCGACAGCGGCAGAAGCGGAGAAGAGAUCAAAGGAGGCAUCGUAUACGAAGAAAAGAGCAAGGGAGGCACUCGAUCAUGUUGUGUAUCUAAUGGGAAAGGAAAAGAGAAUUGCUGUUGAUAGCAAUAAGAAAGUUAGUAACGCGAACAACGGUGUUGUGGCCAUGCCUGUGGUUGUGAACAACAAGGUUGAUACUUCGAAUGAGGUUUUGGAAGCUUUGAAUGCAGUGGAGUUGAAAGAGAGGGUUAAAAGUGUUGUGUCUGAAGCACAGGGUAAUGGGGUUGCGGUAAUGCAGGUAGAUGUUGUUAAUGGUAAAGAUUCAGGAGUCAAUUCUGUCGCUGAAAAUGGAUCUGGAAAGACUGAUAACUUGGGGAAGGCUGCUCAAGGAGAAAAAAUAAGCAAUGGUUUAGUUUCGUCAGUCGGCCAGGAACAGGCUCAGGAAAAGAUUAAUUCUAUGGAGGAAAAUAGUGUCAGCAACCUUAAGCAUUGAAGAGCAACAUUGAAGCUGGUGGUUUCUAUGUAGGAUGCAAAUUACCUGAUGGUUGGUGGGAUUGGGUUAUGAUCUAUGGCAAGAAAUGAAUAGCUUAUGAAUUAGAUGACUCAUUUUGGUAAAAGAGCAUUCUUCCUAAAAGUUUCUAUAUCCUGAUUAUAAAUUGUGAGAAAAGGUGCUAUUGUAUGAUGGGUGCUAGUUUUCUUUCUGAUAAGUUUAAUGCUUUCAAUCUACUUGUACAUUUGGUAUCACUGCGUUCAGUUCCUUCUUUUAC
Messenger RNA from Cynara cardunculus var. scolymus (artichoke), 1359 nucleotides. RefSeq lists its product as uncharacterized. NCBI's taxonomy places the organism in Eukaryota, Viridiplantae, Streptophyta, Magnoliopsida, Asterales, Asteraceae. The transcript is spliced from 2 exons. The coding region runs from base 129 to 1085 and encodes 318 amino acids. The record is from RefSeq and is a predicted model, not a curated record.